Dentiscutata heterogama is the source of this 1032-nucleotide messenger RNA. The record is from the annotation of a GenBank genome assembly. NCBI's taxonomy places the organism in Eukaryota, Fungi, Glomeromycota, Glomeromycetes, Diversisporales, Gigasporaceae.
AUGAGUCAUACUCUUAGUAAUGGAUUUGUAGAACCAGUUUUAAAAACUUUACAUGUUCCUAUUCAUGAUUUAACUUAUGGAAGAGAAUUAAUUCCAAUUUCUCCUGCUGAAAGAAUUUUGCGUUCUGAACCUUAUGUUCAUUCUGAAUUUAAACUUCCUUUUCCUUAUUAUGGAGAUACUGAUAGGUUUAUCUAUUAUCAAACUUGGUCUUUGCCAACCGCAAGUGUAGUACGUGAUGUUGAUAUCUUUUUUAUUCAUGGAAUAAAUGAUUAUGGUGGUCGAUUUUCCGAAAGUUGUAUCCCUAUUUUAGAACAAGGUUUUCGUAUUAUUGCUCCUGAUUUACCAGGUUUUGGAAGGUCUGGUGGAUUGCAUGCUUAUUUUUCUGAUGUACAAGAACUUGUUGAUACUGUUCAUCUUGUCAUUACUCAUGUGAAAGAACAAAACUCUCUCAUAAACAAAAGUACCAAAACAAUCUUAUUUGGUGAAUCACUUGGAGGAAUGAUUGUUUUAACUUAUGCAAUAAAGCAUCCUGAAAAUUUUGAUGCUUUUAAUGUAUUAUGUCCUCUCAUUUAUGUCUCUCCUGAGAGUCGUCCUUAUAAAAUUGCUGAAAUGAUUGGAAAAGUUUUGACCAAAACUCCUCUUGGAAGAUUACCAUUGCUUGCUGCUCAUCGUGGUAAAUGCAGUAGUAAUCCUUUGAUAGAAGAAGAAUUUAUGAAUGAUCCAAUGACAUAUAAUGGAAAUUUAAGGUGUUCUACUGGUCUUGCAUUACAGAAUAAUAUCGAAUGGUUAGGGGCAAAUCUUAAAGAAGUAAAGAAACCUUUCUUGGUACAACAUGGUUUAAACGAUCGUGUUACUGAUUGUAAAGGAUCUAAAGAUUUAUAUGAACAAGCUUCAACUCCAACAAAUGAAAAAUCAAUUCUUGAAUAUGAAGGUUGUGAACAUAUGAUGUUAAGAGACCCUGUUGCUGGAGAAAAAGUCUUUAAAGAUUGUGUUGAUUGGUUUAUUUCAAUGGAUGCAAAAUUUAAAUCUUGA